GCAACUUUAGCUUUUUGUACACAUGAGGGCGUAAUAUCCAAGAUGGCAGCGCCCAUGGAUGAUCAUGCCACCAGUGCGAUGUCAUCAUCAGAGACAGCAGAAAAGGACGAAAGAACUGAAUCCAGCCAACCUAAUAUAGACAAAAGAAACUGGAAUGAAAGGAGAAAACACAGAAAUUGUAUUGAAAGAGCAGAUUUUGCUUGCAAACACAAUCCUUAUGUAAAAUUCAUGCUUGCUGCCAUGGAACAAAUUGGAUGCCCAGUGGAUCUCGAUACACACAUAGUGUGUGAGCCGUGUGCUAGUGACAGUCCUGUCAAUGGAGGCUUCGAUCCGGUGAAUGGUCAGAUCGUUUUAUGUGAAAACAAGAGCCCCUCCCAGAGAAUAUUGAGUACACUUCUCACCCACGAGCUGAUACAUGCGUAUGAUCACUGUAGAGCCAAAGUGGACUGGACAGAUAUAAGACAUGUCGCUUGUUCAGAGAUUAGAGCCUCCAGUUUGAGUGGUGAUUGUUCUUUCUUGAGUGACAGUCUUUACAGCUGGAACUUUAGAUUUAAAAAUCAUCAUCAGACUUGUGUGAAGAGAAGAGCUAUUGGGUCUAUAUUGGCGGUCAGGGACGUUUCUCGGGAGGACGCGGAGAAAGCCGUCGAUAGUGUCUGGGAGACAUGCUUCAAAGACUAUGCACCUUUCACCUGUAUACCAAGGAGACCAGCUGACCUGAAAUCAGCAUCACAUGAUCAAUCACAUGACCAGAAAACUGCUUUUCCACCAAAAAGAUAACACAUGGUUAAUAGGCAAUCAAUUUGAACUGAAAUGCUUUUGCAGGUGUACGUGCUUGUGGUAUGUGUUGUUUCACACAAGGAU
Lytechinus variegatus (green sea urchin) is the source of this 861-nucleotide messenger RNA. RefSeq names its product mitochondrial inner membrane protease ATP23 homolog (gene atp23). The record is from RefSeq and is a predicted model, not a curated record. NCBI's taxonomy places the organism in Eukaryota, Metazoa, Echinodermata, Echinoidea, Temnopleuroida, Toxopneustidae. The transcript is spliced from 6 exons. Gene Ontology annotation, cellular component: extrinsic component of mitochondrial inner membrane. Bases 43 to 777 code for a protein of 244 amino acids. Gene Ontology annotation, molecular function: metalloendopeptidase activity. Gene Ontology annotation, biological process: mitochondrial protein processing; mitochondrial proton-transporting ATP synthase complex assembly.